GUCAAAUUUCGCGCGCUAAUGCUACCAAAAUAUACUUACAAUACAAUUAACAAACUCCUAACUUUGAAAAUAUAUAUAUUAUUUUCUACGUUUAGUGCUAUUAACUGAUUGUAUCUGUAUCUGUUAAGUGUAUCAAAUUACUAUGUCAACUCCAUCUAAACGCCCUUCUUCACGAGCAUCUUCAGAAUCUCGGACUCCUUCAAGGAGGACACGUUCGUCACAACAGCUUAUUGUCCCAGAAACUCCGCAACAGUCCACAGGAACACCUUCGAAAAAUGGAACUCCGGGCACACCUAGAGGUACACCUGGCACACCCAGGGGGACACCUCGCACACCUGGUGUGCAGGUACCUGGCACAUCACCAGCUCGUGCCUUAGCAUCAAGUCCCAUUGGCACUGAUAUUGACAUGAGCUCUCCAUUAAAUUACGGUACACCAAGCUCUUUGAGUACACCCCGGUCUCUCAUGAGAGGUGUCAUGACACCAGCUCGGCAAAGGGCUGACCUACGUGGCCAUAAUGUUGGUAGAAAUGUACCAGCCCCGACACCAACCAGACAAGCGGAGCAAGGAACCGCAGAUGCAACCUCAGGAGAGCCUCAACUCGUUGUAUGGGGUACCGAUGUAGCAAUUACGGAGUGUCGCGAGAAGUUCAUCAAGUUUAUCCAGCGAUUUGUUGAACCUACUGCAGUUACAAAUGAACCAUUGUAUGAACAAAAAUUAGAAGAAAUACAUACACUGGAGGAGCCCUUCCUGGAUGUCGACUGUGAACAUGUGAAAACGUUUGAUGUCAAGCUCCAUCGGCAGCUUGUUUCUUACCCACAAGAGGUGGUUCCAGCUUUUGAUGCAGCUGUGAAUGAACUGUUCUUUGAAAAGUACCCAGCAGCCGUAUUGGAGCACCAGAUACAAGUUCGUCCCUUCAAUGCACCACAGCGGCAUAUGAGGGACCUUAACCCAGAAGACAUCGACCAGCUGGUGACCAUCUCAGGCAUGGUGAUUCGUACGUCAAACAUAGUGCCAGAGAUGCGCGAGGCGUUCUUUAAGUGUGCGGUAUGUGGCGCGGGAGCCGCAGCCGAGCUGCAACGCGGCCGCGUACCGGAGCCGGCGCAUUGUUCCCACUGCAACACUGCUCACUGCUUCCAGCUUAUACACAACCGCUCGCACUUCAGCGACAAGCAACUUGUCAAAUUGCAGGAGUCGCCCGACGACAUGCCCGCGGGCCGUACACCGGCGACUGUGAGCGUGCUGAGUCACGGCGCGCUGGUGGAGGCAGCUGGCGCGGGCGAGCGCGUGGCCGUCACGGGUGUAUUCCGCGCCGCGCCCGCAGCCGUACACCCGCGUCGAGCCACGCUGCGUGCACUGCAUCGUACACACCUCGAUGCAUUGCAUUACCGCCGCGCUGCGCCCGACCGUCUACACGAGAUUCAGGACGGUAAAGAACACCACUUCCCACCGGAACGCGUAGAACUGUUCAAGGCUCUAGCAGCACAGCCGGAUAGUUAUGAGCGACUCGCGCGAGCUAUAGCCCCAUCCAUUUACGAAAACCUUGAUAUCAAGAAGGGGGUGUUGCUGCAACUGCUUGGUGGGACUAAGAAGAACUUUAAUGCUGCUGGCAGGACACAUUUCAGAUCAGAGAUCAACAUCCUGCUGUGUGGAGAUCCCGGCACUAGCAAGUCACAGCUGCUACGCUGGGUACACGGGCUGGUACCGCGUGCCCAGUAUACUUCCGGUCGUGGUUCCUCGGCCGUCGGUCUCACCGCCUACGUCACCAAGGACCCGGACACACGCCAGCUAGUUCUGCAAACAGGAGCCCUCGUUCUAGCUGAUAAUGGAAUAUGCUGCAUUGAUGAAUUUGACAAGAUGAAUGACUCAACUCGCAGUGUUCUGCACGAAGUAAUGGAACAACAAACCCUAUCUAUCGCAAAAGCAGGCAUCAUCUGCCAAUUGAACGCGCGCACCUCAAUAUUAGCGGCCGCUAACCCAGCUGAAUCUCAAUGGAAUAAGAAUAAGACUAUAGUAGAAAAUGUACAACUACCACAUACGCUUAUGUCCAGAUUUGACCUCAUAUUCUUGGUAUUGGACCCGCAAGACGAGGUGUUCGACAGGCGAUUGGCAUCGCAUCUUGUGUCAUUGUAUUUCCAAGAUGCUACUAAUUCCCAGGACGACCAGGAAGUCGUGGAUAUGGCACUUAUGCGGGACUACAUUGCGUUCGCGAAAGAGCACGUACAACCGACGCUAAGUGAAGCGGCGCAACAAAGAUUGAUAGACGCAUAUGUCGAUAUGAGACGUGUCGGUAGCGGCCGCGGUCAGAUAUCCGCAUAUCCUCGUCAAUUGGAGUCCCUCAUCCGGCUGGCUGAAGCUCAUGCGAGAGUGCGACUUUCUUCUGUAGUGGAAAUAUUAGACGUGGACGAAGCGGCAAGACUCCACCGUGAAGCCUUGAAGCAGUCUGCCACAGAUCCAGCUUCAGGCCGCAUCGACGUCGGCAUCCUCACUACAGGGCUGGGCGCAGCCGCACGCCGACGUCGCGCUGACUUAGUGGCUGCACUGAAAGAACACAUCCAGCCAUACUCCAAACCCCAUACCAUUACACAUUCCAAGUUGCUGCAAGAAAUCAACACUAAUGCUCAACUUACGGUGUCACGAGAGCAAUUGGACGAGGCGCUAAGAGAUCUGCAGGACGAGGGGAAGGUCGUCAUUGUGAGCCACACCCAUCUCAGACUCUGUUAACUAUUAUAAAUCGUCUUGUUAAAAUAGUAUAUAAGCUUCGAAAUUGAAUCAAUGAUAUUAUUUUUUAAAUAAAAUUAAGU
Achroia grisella is the source of this 2802-nucleotide messenger RNA. It is a transcript of the gene dpa, whose product is annotated as DNA replication licensing factor MCM4. The transcript has 17 exons. The coding region runs from base 143 to 2722 and encodes 859 amino acids. Gene Ontology annotation, biological process: DNA replication; double-strand break repair via break-induced replication; DNA strand elongation involved in DNA replication. NCBI's taxonomy places the organism in Eukaryota, Metazoa, Arthropoda, Insecta, Lepidoptera, Pyralidae. The record is from RefSeq and is a predicted model, not a curated record. Gene Ontology annotation, molecular function: single-stranded DNA binding; single-stranded DNA helicase activity; ATP binding. Gene Ontology annotation, cellular component: MCM complex; nucleus.